Messenger RNA from Effrenium voratum, 273 nucleotides. Lineage: Eukaryota; Dinophyceae; Suessiales; Symbiodiniaceae. The record is from the annotation of a GenBank genome assembly.
AUGUGGCAAGGCAAAGCAUUGAUUGCCAAGGUGAAGAAGGACGUGAGGCUUCCAGAAGGCCAAGGUGACUUGGGCUUUCAGUGGAGGUAUGUGGGGGACGGUAGAGCCCCGAGGAUAACUUCCACAUCCCCCAGCUCAAUGGUUGGCCGCAUGGCGAAGGUGGGCGACUGCUUGCUCAGAGUCAAUGGCUUGGAUAUGGCCAUGAUGAGCGAGAAGCAAGUCACAGACCUUCUGAGACAGAGACCGCUCGAGCUGCGGUUUGGGGAUGAGUAG